Molecule: messenger RNA, 3304 nt
Organism: Seriola aureovittata
Lineage: Eukaryota; Metazoa; Chordata; Actinopteri; Carangiformes; Carangidae
Product: leptin-like
Exons: 2
Coding region: 2048-2533 (161 amino acids)
Source: RefSeq, a predicted model, not a curated record
GGGAAAGUGUUCUGAGAGUUUUGGACCCUUCUGUAUAUAAUAUCAACAUAUACUGACAGGCUUUGGGGUGGAUAUAUAGUUAGGCAAUAUGUACAAUAUAAGCAUACGUACACAAACAUACAUAUUUGCAUGGGCCAGACAUAUUUUAAUUUAUAUUUGAUCUGUUUUUAUUAUAUAUAUAUUACAUUUGCAUAUGGGAAGUCCAUUCUGUCUGUGUCUGAGAUUCUAAACUGCAUGAAAAUUUGGCUGAUUUUUGUUCUUAUUAUUGCAAACACUUUUCCAAUGUCACAGUAUAUGUGAAUUAUGUUGUGACUCAGAUAUUGUACAUGUGGCUGGUAGUCACCAACAACAAGAUCAUACACGUACAUAUCUAAAAAAAAAAAGAAGAUAUUUGAUAUCAAUCUGUGUAUACAGGAAACUGAUUGAAAUGAAAUGAAAUACAAUUAUAAAGUUGCAGCUCUGUAUUCCAUGAAUAAACAUGAUAUCAGUGAGGAUCUUUGUUAUACUGGGCUCCUUGUAUUUAGACAAACGACAAUCAAUUAUUCUCAAACAAUCUCUAUAUCUCUUUCAUAUCACUGCUGUAUUGCCUUGUCUUUUCUUUUUUUUCCCUUUUUCUUUUUAGUGUUUCUUUAUUUUUUUAUUGUCUUUAUAUCCUGCUACGGCACACGCCACGUGUGCCUGGACACACUCUGUUGUGGCACAUGCUAAAUAAAUACAGGCAUUAACUGUUGGACCCUGGUGGCAUUAUGCAAUGUUUAGAAAAAGCAGUGAAGAUAAGUAUGUGUCAGAACAGGAUAGGACAUAUAAGGCAUGGUGACUGUUUGGCCAGUCAAGCUGCAGUCACAUAAUUAGAUUAAAAAGAUUGUUGUGUAGUACAUCAGUAUUUUGGGUUUUGCACAGAUAUAUGGAGAUAUUGUGUAAUUCUGGAUUUACUAUGUCUACAUGUAGUGUUUUCCUUAAUUUUCAAAUACUACUGUUCAAAUACUUUUGACCAAAACCCCUCAACCUCCUACAGCUCCAAUGAAGUUGUUUAGUGGCUACUGAGAGACUGAGCCACAUGUUUAAGUAUUUUUCCAGCUAUUUCUAAAGGGAAAAAAUAGCUGCAUCCACAAACACUUCUAAUCUUGAUAAAAUACAGUACAUUUUUUGCUAUGUGACUCAAAUAUGUCGAAGGAUAGUUACAAAAAAAAUGUUUAGCAUAUUUGCCCUCCCGUCCCCUGCAGUGCCACCAGGGGAUUCAGGGGUAUGAGAUGGGGAGAGGUAAGUGAGGAGGAGGGUGGGGGGGGAAAUUGGGGGGUCGAAGAGAGGUGAGUAAGAGAUGAGUCAACAGCCCUCCACUAUAAGAUAUCCUGAUGGAGCCUAACAGUGGCAUACAACACGGACACCAGCCGAGGUAAGGCCAACUCUCCUCUCCAUCUCAUUCACCACCUCCUUUUCUCAGGCUUCAGCUCUUCCUUCUUUGUUUCACCAUCUGUGUUCACAGAUCACACAUGGUCUUUCUCCAGUAGUCAGUUUGUUCAACUUUAACUUUUAAUAUCUCCUCUGGGAAUUUUAAACGCUGCAUGUAUCCGUAAUUAAUGUGAGAGAAAUUCUUGUUGGUUAUUUUGUGUGUAUCAUAGUUGUUUUUUUAGUCAGCUUUUUCCCUUCGGUCUGUUCUUUACAGAGCCUGUAGCAUAGAUGUAGAUGCGCGUAGCAUGGUAAACUUGGCGUUGAGAAAGACACCGUUAACUAAAGUCAGUGAUCUUUGUACCAUUUACAAAGCCAAAUUCACAGGUGUCUCUAUCACAAAUAUUUGCUGCCAUAAUCAAACAUAUUGAGUAAAUUACUGGAAGGAAGCAUGUUGAUAAGUAUAAACUGAUGACAUGCUGAUAUGAACUCAUGCCUGCUGUCUUAGUGAGAUGACACAAUGGUGAAACAGCAAAUGAAUGAUGAAGAUCUACAAACAACAUAAAAAGGCAGAGUGACCUGCUCAAUCUCUGAUCAUGACCAAUUUAUUUCUCCUCCUAGGCAUACACUGCUGUUCUGAAUUCUGUACAACUCUGGGACUAUGGACUACACUCUGGCUCUCCUGUUUUCUCUACUGCAAGCUUUAAGUUUGUGCACAGCUGCUCCUCUGCCAACGGAAGUUGUGAAGAUGAAAUCAAAAGUGAAAUGGAUGGCUGAACAGCUGGUUGUCAGGCUGGACAAAGACUUGCAGGUCCCUGCUGGCCUCACACUCAGUCAGCCUGCUGACGAUCUGGAUGGACCCGCCUCCAUAGUGACAAUCUUGGAGGGUUACAACUGCCUGAUCUCUGACACCUUUAACGGGGUCUCCCAGGUCAAGUUGGACAUCUCUUCGUUGACGGGUUACCUCAAUCAGUGGAGGCAGGGGCACUGCAGUGAGCAGCGGCCAAAGCCUCCAGUGUCGGGGCCGCUGCAAAAACUACAGAGUCGAAAAGAGUUCAUCCACACGGUGAGCAUCGAAGCUCUCAUGAGAGUGAAAGAGUUCCUCAAUCUGCUGCUGAAAAAUCUGGAUCAUCUUGAGACUUGCUGAAAAAUGGACAUUAGGACCAAUAUUUAUAAGUCGUUGGCCUGAUUCUCUGGAUAAGUUUGCAUCAGUGAUGUCUGACUUAGCAUUCCCCCUGGCCAUGUUGAACUUUUGCAAUGUGUUUUGAAAGAAAUUUAUUCUUAAACAUGCACUUAUUUAUACACAUAUUUAUUUAUCUACUUUAUCUAUAAAAUAUGUAUUUUGUAGCAAACAUUGUCUCUUCAUUGGUAUGUCUGCAGCAAAAGUGUUGUUUCCAUAGGAAUGUUUGUAUAAAAACUGAUCUACAGCAUACUUUGCACAUGAAGGUAAAUCAGCUUCUUAUAGUUUGUAUUAUGACUCCGAUGUCGUGUCAAAAAAAAAAAAGGAAAAAGAAUUUAACAUUAAUUCAGUCCUGAAGCUGAAUCAGCAACGUAAGAAUAAUCACAGUGAACAGUGAUGUCAUGUCUGGAAAUUCCUGAAAUCCAGGAGGAAACUUGCCAAGAGUGACAGAUGUGUUUGUAUGAGAACUAGGACAGAACAGGAAGGGUAAAGGGCAACUUUCAGUGCAAUAUCAUCAGCUCUUCCAAAAUAACUAUUUAUAGCAUUAGACAUUUUGUAUAUAUAUUUUUUUUUUUUACAGUUGAUGGUAUUUUUUUUUAUAACUAAUGGGUUUAAACUAUGAAUAAAUAUUUAACAAAAUGAUCUUUUUGUCUGAGUAAGUUUGUCAGUGUUGUGUAAUGAGUGAAAGAGUGAAAGUGAAAACGCCUACACAGACCAGGUUAAUAUUAAAUGCCAUUU